Fusarium keratoplasticum is the source of this 1635-nucleotide messenger RNA. RefSeq lists its product as uncharacterized. Lineage: Eukaryota; Fungi; Ascomycota; Sordariomycetes; Hypocreales; Nectriaceae. The record is from RefSeq and is a predicted model, not a curated record. Bases 1 to 1635 code for a protein of 544 amino acids. The transcript has 4 exons. Gene Ontology annotation, molecular function: iron ion binding; oxidoreductase activity, acting on paired donors, with incorporation or reduction of molecular oxygen; heme binding.
AUGAACAACGGCUUGAUUGAAACUCUUCUCAGUAACCUCGCCCGUCACUGGGUGUUGGUAUUGGUUUCUUUGGUUCUGGGAUGGCUUGUGAAAAAUCGUUAUCAUCAUGGCUUGAACAAGUACCCCGGUCCCUUCCUCGCUUCUUUGACGGAUUGGUGGAGAUUCGUUGAUGUCUACGGCCAGCGACCAGAGGUUACUCUCCAAGCCCUCCAUGCCAAACACGGAGAUAUCGUCAGGAUAGGACCCAACACUUUGUCUUUUGCCGAUCCUGCCGUUCUCAAGUCUAUCUAUGGUCUGAACAAGGGCUACAUCAAGUCCGACUUUUAUAUCGUCCAACAAUCCGUCGUCAAAGGCCAUCGCCUUGCAUCCCUCUUCAGCACCACCAACAAUGACUUCCACUCCCAAUUCCGCAGAAGCGUCAAUUCAGCCUUUUCCAUGAGCGCACUCGUCCAGUAUGAGCCCUUUGUCGACAACACCACCAAGCUGUUCCUCAACCAAACAGAAAAGUUGUUUGCUGGAAAGCCUUCGGGCUGUGACUUCACACAGUGGCUUCAGUUUUAUGCCUUUGAUGUUAUUGGCGAAAUUACUUAUAGCAAGCGCCAUGGGUUCAUUGAGAAAAACGAGGAUGUGGAGGGCAUUGUUGCAUACCUUUCCAAGCUGUUCCUCUACGUCGCUCCAAUCGGCCAAAUACCAUUCUUGGACCUUGUGUUCUUGAAGAACCCUCUAUACCUCAAGCUCUCUCAAUGGGGUCUGUUUGACUCGACAUUCCCUGUCGCUCGAUUUGCUCGCGCUCGUAUGGCUGAGCGACUCAUCCCUGAGCUCAACUCCGACGCCGUCCUCCCUACCACCGACAUCAAGAAGCAGGCCCUGGGACAGGACUUGCUUUCCAAGUUCAUCGCUGCUCGAGAGGCUCGACCUGAGUUUAUGACCGACACCCUGGUGCAGACAAUGGCUGUGUCGAUGGCCUUUGCUGGCUCCGAGACGACGGCCAUCACCCUCUCUGCAGUCUUCUACUACCUCCUCCGCAACAAAUCUUGCUACUACAAGCUUCAGAAGGAGCUGGAUGAGGCUUCAAAAUCUGGCGCCUUUUCGGAUUAUGAAACUGGUCUCGUCACCUUUGCCGAAGCUCAGCGAUUCCCCUACCUCCACGCCUGCAUUCAGGAAGCCUUCCGAAUGCACCCUGCACCUGGUCUUCCGCUUGAACGAAUUGUGCCGCCUCAAGGAGCUGAUAUUGGAGGCCACCACAUCAAGGGCGGUACUAUCGUCGGAGCUUCAGCAUGGCUGAUCCACAAUCGCCCUGAGAUCUUCGGCCCUGACACCAGCGAGUACCGUCCCGAGCGAUGGCUGCCAGACCCCAACGCGAACCCGGAAGACGAGGAUAAGCGAAUUAAGAAGAUGAGCGGUAUGAUGUUCCAGUUUGGCAUGGGUAGCCGAACUUGCAUUGGCAAGAACAUCAGCCUGCUGGAGAUUUACAAGGUCGUGCCGAGUCUUUUGCGACGAUUUGAGAUUGACUUCCAAGAUCCUAGCAAGGAGUGGAGGAUUAUCAAUGCUUGGUUCGUGAAGCAAGCUGACUUCAAUGUCACGUUUACGCGGAGGCAGCUGGUGCAGCCGGAGAUCACGGAGAAGGCCGGUUAA